Stegastes partitus (bicolor damselfish) is the source of this 2570-nucleotide messenger RNA. It is a transcript of the gene lsp1a, whose product is annotated as lymphocyte specific protein 1 a. The transcript has 13 exons. NCBI's taxonomy places the organism in Eukaryota, Metazoa, Chordata, Actinopteri, Pomacentridae. The record is from RefSeq and is a predicted model, not a curated record. Gene Ontology annotation, biological process: muscle contraction. Gene Ontology annotation, molecular function: myosin binding; actin binding; calmodulin binding. The coding region runs from base 5 to 1798 and encodes 597 amino acids.
GCCUAUGAGCUUCGCUGACAUUUCCAACAAGCGUUGCAGGGGAGAGAACAGUGUGGGACGUACAACAACAGGACAGUGUGUGUGUGAAGAGUCUUUACCGGUAUAUAUAUCACACACUCUCUCACAUACACAAUCUGAGCUGUGGGCUUCGAGAAUAGAAGAAACGUUUAAAAGUAGUAGAAGAAGAAAAGAGGCCAACAUGUCCAACGCCUUGGUGAGGAGAAACUCCAGCAAAGCAGGUUUACAAAACCUGAUGAGGCUGAUGGCUCAGAGGAGCAUUGAGGACGCUGAGGAGGUGGAGAGGGAGCGUCGUCGACGAGCUCGAGAGGCUUUACACCGGAGGAGCAGUGGCUCAACACCUGACGAGUCGUCUCCAGAGUGUGAAACGCCAGCAGAGGAGAGCAUGUAUGACGGUGGCCUGAAGCAGAGCAGCUCUCCGUCUCUGGAAGAGGAUGAAGGCUUCAGCGACUGGACUCAACGCAGAGAGAGGCGAAGGCAGCAGCGCCUGCAGGAGCUCAGCCAGGGAGGAGAGGAAGAUGAGGAUGAAGAGGAGGACACAAUAAACAAAGCUGUGCCCACACAGACUGCCCAGGCCUCAGUCACGUCCUCAAGCCGGCGCCAGAAACAGGAGCAAGAGGAGAGAGACAGGGUAGAAAUGGAGAGGAGGAAGGAGCAUAAGGAGGAGGUGAUGCGUGCUGAGAGCAUGAGGAGGGAGAAAGAAAGGCAGGAGGAGCAAAGGAAGAAGGAUGAACUGAUUCCAACGAACAGGAGAGAGAUUCAUAAACCAAAUACAGAGGUCGAGAAAAGAAAAGAAGUUAAAGUCUCCUACACAUCAAAGGUUUUCCUUCACCAAGAGCCAAAACACAACAACUGCUACAGCAGUCCAGCCACUGAGGAAGUGACAUCACACAUGAACAAGACAAAAAGAUUCACCAGCAGAGCUGUGGAGCCUGAGGAGGUGGAGCCCAUCCUGGAGACAGAGCAGCAUCUUGGGAAGAUCCGCCGGAGCCUCCAGGAGAAGGAGAGCCAAGAGCUAGAGCAGCUACGAUAUCGACAGGACAAAGCCGAGCAGGAACUGGAGGAGCUGAAGAGGAGGAGGGAGGAAAGACGCCGAGUCCGGGAUGAAGAGGAGCGUCGCAGGGAGGAGGAGGAACACCAACAGCUGGCCAAAGAGGAGGAGGAGAGGAGACAGAUGAAGGAAGACAUUGAAAGAAGGAGGAUGGAGGCAGCAGAGAGGAUGAAGAGCCUGAGUAUGUCCAGCGUGGACGGAGACGAGAUGUUAUGUCCCUUCAGCCCCAAAGUUCCCACACACAAGAUUACAGAGAGAACGGAGUCCCUGAACCGCUCGCUGAAGAAAAGUAACAGUUUCAAGAAGACGCAGCCUCUCGUCCUGCUGUCCAAGAUUGACGACAAGCUGGAGCAGUACACCCAUGCUGUGGAGAACUCUCAGGAGGCCCGGGCAGUGAAGGCAUCGCUGACCGACCUGCCCAACUCACCAGAGGUCGUGACCUCCAAGAAGAACCUGUUUGAGGCUGGAGAGGCCUGGAGCCAGAGUCCCAGCAAGGGAGCUACCGUCAAGGAUGUGAAGCCUGGAGAUGUGAUGCAGAAGAAAAACAUGUGGGAGAUCAUUGGUGACUCAUCAGGGAGACCUGGGCAAAGGGUGAAGGGCUCAGCAGUGGGUAAAAAGUACAAAUUUGUGGUCACCGGGCACGGCAAAUAUGAGAAGAUUCCUGUGGAUGAUGAGGAUGAAGCAGGAUUCACAAGCAGAAAGUCUGAUUUGUGUCAUGAUGAUUACUGAGAUGUUGUCUCUUCCGAUUGGUUCCUUCUUGAUCUGACGACGAUUGCUGGUAAUAAAGACAUCGAGCGGAAGCAGCUCCACAGCUGUUCCAGUCUCAGUACUUCAUUUAUGUGCCAUAAAUCACACUUUUCCACUGUCUAAGUUGAACACAUGCACAUCAACCACAUAUUCUGACUGUUUUCUAUUUCUGUUUUCUUCUUCAAUACAGUUUUUGGGUAAAUCAUUCUUAAUAUCUAGUUAACCCUUGUGUGAUGGUGUUUGGGGACACCUGCCAAAUGUACGUGUUUUGUUUUGUUUUGUUUUAAAAUGUGAAAUGUUUAAAUUUUCCAAUCAUUUAGAGUUAAUGAAUCAAACUUUUAUACUGGCUAUUCUACACUUACACUUUGCCUAAGGAAGAAUCUGAAAAAGCCGACCUUGGGAGAGACAUACAUACAAAAAAAAAAACUACAAAUAUGGUUCAUGCUGAUGACAAUGUUGAUGGUAGGAUGGAACCCGACGAUGUCGUGAUUUGGCUUAUUUGGUGCAGCUAUGUACAUGAAAUAGACUUUGAUUUGGAAUCUGCUACAACUACAGUCUUUGCCAUACAUAAACCUGAUCUAUUCAUUUAGACUCUAUUUCUUGUGUAUGUUUUUCGUUUAAUCCACUGGUGUUUUCAGCUCUGUCUCUGUACUACUGCAGACAAUUUUUACUUUUAAUAUCAUUUUACUGAGAUACCUGCCUGUAUGUGUUUAUAACCCCUUUUUCUUAAAUAAAUUAAAAUCAUUUUUUACUA